GGGGGGGCGGCGGCGGGAGCCGCUCCCUCCUUGCCCAGCCCGGCCCGGCAGAGGCGGCAGGAGGAGGAGGAGGAGGAGGGCGGCGCAGAGCGCAGACAUGGCGGCCAACAUGUACCGAGUGGGAGAUUAUGUAUAUUUUGAAAAUUCUUCCAGCAAUCCAUAUCUCAUUAGGAGAAUUGAAGAACUAAACAAGACUGCCAAUGGGAACGUGGAAGCAAAAGUGGUUUGUUUUUACAGGCGAAGAGAUAUUUCUAACAGCCUUAUAAUGCUUGCAGAUAAGCAUGCUAAAGAAGUUGAAGAAGAGUCUGAAACUACAAUUGAGGUUGAUUUGACUGAUAAACAGAAACAUCAAUUGAAGCACAGAGAGCUUUUCCUUUCUCGCCAGUAUGAGUCCCUACCAGCAACGCACAUCAGGGGAAAAUGCAGUGUUGCACUUCUGAAUGAGACAGAAUCUGUGCUGUCAUACCUGGAGAAAGAGGAUACUUUUUUUUAUUCAUUGGUGUAUGAUCCAUCAUUGAAAACGCUUUUAGCAGACAAGGGAGAAAUCAGAGUGGGGCCUAGAUAUCAAGCAGAUGUGCCAGACAUGCUUGUGGAAGGAGAAUUAGAUGACAGAGAACAGGCAAAGCUGGAAGUAAAAGUAUGGGAUCCAGAUAGCCCCCUUACUGACCGUCAGAUUGACCAGUUUUUAGUUGUAGCACGUGCGGUUGGCACGUUUGCUCGAGCCUUGGACUGCAGUAGUUCUGUAAGGCAACCCAGUUUACAUAUGAGUGCUGCUGCUGCUUCCCGAGAUAUCACACUGUUUCACGCAAUGGACACACUGCAUAAACACAACUAUGAUCUGAGCAGUGCCAUCAGUGUUCUAGUGCCACUGGGAGGGCCUGUCUUGUGUAGAGAUGAAAUGGAAGAGUGGUCAGCAUCAGAAGCUAGUUUAUUUGAAGAGGCUUUGGAAAAGUAUGGCAAGGACUUCAAUGACAUUCGACAAGACUUCCUCCCUUGGAAGUCGCUGACUAGCAUCAUUGAGUAUUACUACAUGUGGAAAACCACUGACAGAUAUGUGCAGCAGAAACGUCUGAAAGCAGCUGAAGCAGAAAGUAAAUUGAAACAAGUAUACAUCCCCACCUACAAUAAACCAAAUCCCAAUCAAAUAUCCAGCAACAAUGGGAAACCUGCUGCAGUCAAUGGAGCAAUGGGAGCCUCUUACCAGGCACAAGCCACAGUAAUAGGUCGGGCUUGUGAAAGCUGCUAUACUCCGCAGUCUCACCAAUGGUAUUCUUGGGGCCCUCCCAAUAUGCAAUGUAGGUUGUGUGCAUCUUGCUGGAUUUAUUGGAAGAAAUAUGGUGGCCUGAAAAUGCCCACACAGACAGAUGAAGAUAAACUGUCUUCCAGCCAACCUACAGAGGAAUCGCAUGUCAGAACUCACCUGUCCCGGCAGGCCACGCAGGGCACUCCGGUCCGUAACACGGGCAGUCCAAAGUCGGCGGUGAAAACACGGCAGGCUUUCUUUCUCCACACCACCUGUUGGACAAAACUGGCCCGUCAGGUCUGCAAAAAUACCCUCCGGCUGCGGCAGGCAGCGCGACGUCCCUUUGUCCCUAUUAACUGUGCUGCCAUUAAGGCAGAAUAUGCAGAUCGACAUUGUGAACUUGCUGGGAAUCCUCUGAAGAUAAAAAGCACCAGAAAACCACUGUCAUGUAUCAUUGGGUAUUUAGAGAUACAUCCUGCUGUGAAACCCAAUGUAAUCAGGUCAACACCAAGCCUUCAAAGUCCAAGUGCAAAGCGACUGCUUGCACCCUCCAAUCACUCUUCAUUAAGUAUUUUGGGGAAAAGAAACUACAGCCAUCAUAAUGGGCUUGAUGAAUCAUCCAGCCAUACAACAAGAACAAUCAUGCAUGCUGCUCCCCACAUCCAUAUGACUAAUGGUAAGGCCUUGCAAGCCAGUGCAAGUGCCAUUAAGACAAGCACCAUUCCAGUGAUCAAGAGACAGAGGCAGAAUUGGCUUGAUGCUUCAGAUGAUGGUUUCUUUAUAGCUACAGAAGAGACCAGAAAAAUCCGUAAGAAGUUCACCAGAUCACAGCUGAAAAGAGCUUCCAGAACACCUUGUUCUCCGAUCAUUGCAAAGACAAAGUCUCUCAUGAACAAUAGGCAGGCCCGAACAGAGCCAGGAUCCAUCAUACACUGA
Messenger RNA from Poecile atricapillus (Black-capped chickadee), 2179 nucleotides. It is a transcript of the gene MTA3, whose product is annotated as metastasis associated 1 family member 3. Gene Ontology annotation, cellular component: NuRD complex; nucleoplasm. The record is from RefSeq and is a predicted model, not a curated record. The transcript has 19 exons. NCBI's taxonomy places the organism in Eukaryota, Metazoa, Chordata, Aves, Passeriformes, Paridae. The coding region runs from base 98 to 2179 and encodes 693 amino acids. Gene Ontology annotation, molecular function: chromatin binding; transcription coactivator activity; sequence-specific DNA binding. Gene Ontology annotation, biological process: negative regulation of transcription by RNA polymerase II.